Mustela erminea (ermine) is the source of this 4342-nucleotide messenger RNA. RefSeq names its product CD93 molecule (gene CD93). Gene Ontology annotation, molecular function: calcium ion binding. NCBI's taxonomy places the organism in Eukaryota, Metazoa, Chordata, Mammalia, Carnivora, Mustelidae. The transcript has 2 exons. The record is from RefSeq and is a predicted model, not a curated record. Bases 110 to 2350 code for a protein of 746 amino acids.
GGAACGACAAGGGAGCCCAAAUAAAGCAGCAGGCGUCCCUGAGCUGGAACCUCCUGCCCCCCCCUCCCCCGACGCUGCCGCAUUUCCCCAGCGACUAGCCAGAGACCCAAUGCAGCCGUCUGACCUCUUCUAUGAACAACAAAACUGUGAUGAAGGCAACAGGAGUCAGAAAACUAUUCACUGCAGGAAGCCCCAGUAUCCGGUAAGAAAUAAGAAGUACAACAGUACAGGAUGCGCCUUGGGUCAGGGGAAUGUGAAAAGCCCUCAGUCUUUGUGUUCUUCCCUGUGCCAGAGCGUCUGCGCCCAAGCCCUCAGUUCUCCUUGGAGCUCAGCUGCGCCUGCUGCUGUCACUGCAGGGCCACCAGCGUCCUGCCAAGAGGGACCCGGGGCCAUGAUGGCUACCUCCGCCAGGCUGCCACCGCUGCUGCUGCUGCCGCCACUGCUCCUGCUUCUGGGCCAGCCCCAGGCAGGGGCCCAGGCUCCCGGGGAAGCCGUGGUGUGUGCCGGGAAUGCCUGUUACACGGCCCACUGGGGCAAGCUGAGUGCGGCGGAGGCCCAGCUUCACUGCAGCAAGAACGGGGGCAACCUGGCCACGGUGAGGAGUGAGGAGGAGGCCCGGCACAUCCAGCGCGCCCUCACCCAGCUCCUGGAGUCGGAGGCGAUCCUGGCAGCUAGGAUCGGCAAGUUCUGGAUAGGGCUCCAGCGUGAGAAAGGCAAGUGCUUAGACCCCAGCCUGCCGCUUAAAGGCUUCAGCUGGCUGGGUGGCGGGGAGGACACGUCUUACACCAACUGGAACAAGGAGGUCAGGAGCUCUUGCAUUUCCAAGCGCUGUGUGUCCCUGCUGCUGCAACUGUCCCAGCCAUCUCAUGCCAGCCAGCUCUCCAAGUGGUCCGAGGGGCCCUGCGGGAGCCCGAACUCUCCAGGAAGCAGCGUCGAGGGCUUUGUGUGCAAGUUCAGUUUCAAAGGCAUGUGCCAGCCUCUGGCUCUGGGGGGUCCAGGCCGGGUGGACUACACGACCCCAUUCAAGGCCACCAGCUCUUCCCUGGAGGCUGUGCCCUUUGGCUCCGCAGCUACCGUGGUCUGCGGGGCCGGGCGACACGGUCAGGAGGAUUACUUCGUGUGCAGGGAGAAGGCCCCUGAUGUGUUUGACUGGGGCAGCUCGGGCCCCCUCUGCAUCAGCACCCAGUAUGGCUGCAGCUUCAACAACGGGGGCUGCCAGCAGGACUGCUUCGAGGGGGGCGACGGCUCCUUCCGCUGCGGCUGCCGGCCGGGCUUCCGGCUGCUUGACGACCUGGUGACCUGUACCUCCCGGAACCCUUGCAGCUCCAACCCGUGCAGAGGUUCAGCCACCUGUGUGCCGGCAUCGCAAGGGGAGAACUACACCUGCCGCUGCCCCCUAGGCUACCAGCUGGAUUCAAGUCAGCGGGACUGCGUGGACCUGGACGAGUGCCAGGACUCACCCUGCCCUCAGGAGUGUGUCAACGCCCCUGGGAGCUUCCGCUGUGAGUGCUGGGUGGGCUAUGAGCCCAGUGAGUCAGGAUGUCAGGAUGUGGACGAGUGUGCCACCGGCCACACGCCCUGCGCCCAGCACUGCACCAACACAGACGGCUCCUUCUACUGCUCCUGCGAGAAGGGUUAUGUUCUGGCUGGGGAGGAUGGCACCCAGUGCCAGGACGUGGAUGAGUGUGCGGACGCGGAGAAUGGCCUCUGUGACAGCUUGUGCCUCAACACGCAGGGAUCCUUCCGCUGCGGCUGCCUGCCAGGCUGGGAGCUGGGCCCUGAUGGGGUCUCCUGCAUGCUGGGACCCACCUCCCUGGCACCACUGCCUGGGCCUCCCCAGGGAGAGGAUGCAGGAGAUAGAGAGGGGAGAGUUGUGUAUUCUCCCACAAUGUCCGGGCCCAUCGGGGGCCCUGAGGGCACUUCCAAGGAGGCACCCACCACAAAGGGACCCUCCCUUCCACGCAACACCUUUGUCACCCCAACUGCACCUGACAUGCUGGCUCCCAGUAGGCCCCCUGCUGUCUGGAUGGAGCCCAGCACCCAUCACCCCAUGGCCACCACUGGCCUUGGGGAGAAUACAGAUGAGGAUUUCAUGGCAGAACAAAGCGAAGAGGGCACGGACGGACAAAAGCUGCUGCUGUUCUACAUACUGGGCACGGUGGUGGCCAUCCUACUCUUACUGGCUCUGGCUCUAGGGCUACUGGUCUAUCGCAAGCGGAGAGCAAAGAGGGAGGAGGAGAAGGAGAAAAAGCCCCAGAAUGCAGCUGACAGCUACUCCUGGGCUCCAGAGCGAGCUGAGAGCAGGGCUUUGGAGAAUCAGUACAGUCCGACGCCAGGGACGGACUGCUGAAGGUGAGAUGGCCCCAGAGACACUGACAAUCAGCCACCACCAUCCUCUGACCUUUACGCACCCCGUCAGAAGUGGGGGACCCACAUCCUUCCAAAAGACUGGACUGGAAUCUUAGCAAACGGUUGUAAACAUUCUUAAAAGCCUGACCGCUUGGAAUAUACAGGUAUUUUCUACAUGUGUGUGGUGUUCCCGAAGUGGGACCACUGGGUUAGGAUGUCAUUUUGGGAAUUUUGUGAAUAUUAACAAUUCUUACUCACUUAUCUUGUCAAAUUCAAAUGUGACUGAUGGCAUGGCUCCCACUGAUUCUGGAUCAGGGGUUUACAAGUCAGGUGCUAAUGGGGCUCCUUUGGAACUGCUUUUCUGCUCAUUGGAAUCAUCUAAGAAGAAAAGGUGGUCUGCUAAUGCUAAUUAGGAUUGGAAUGAUUUGUUCCUCUUGGUAGAACAGAAACUAAAUCGAUUGUUUAAUUACGUAGUACAUAAGAAGUAUUUUUUUGUUUUUGUUUUUGUUUUGUUUUGUUUUUGUCAAAAGGAACAUAUUCAGAACUGGAAACAUUUCUUUACUGUUGAGUUCAUGCAUUUUCCCAUCACAAGCCCUGCGGAGUUUUAUAGUUGGAGUCCCACAGAAUGACCAGAGUACACUGAUCUGCUUAGGUAGCAAGAACGCUGAGAGUUUUGAAAUUGCAUUUCCUAGUUCUUAGUGUCUCUAAUAUUCUUGGGUUUAUUUGCAAGUGAAGUCUGGAAAGUGUGCGAGGAGUAUGAAAUGUUUUCGAGAGCAAGUACUCUGAAGCGCCUGAGAGAGAAGCCUGGGUUUGUUUCACAAGUACUUGAAUCAAUCCAUCUAAAUGCACUUGUGCUAACACACACUUACCGUUGAUGAAGUGACUACGCACAAGGGGAAAAGCUGGAGACGUCUUGUCUCUGGGCGAGUGUAGCCCCGAGACACCUCCCAGGCCACCUGCCUUCCCUGAAUGCUGCUCUGGAUUUAAAUGCUUUGAUCAUAGAUGGAUGAAACCCUGAGAAGCCUCUCAUUCUGAUUACUAAGACUGUGUGAGGGGGAUGAGAUACUGAGCUUUGAAUGGUGGCAUCUUAAGGCAUUUUAACAUAGCUCACAGCUGGUAUUGCUUCUUGAGAACAUGAUCCUGACUUGUGGCUGUAGUUUGCAUGUCAGGGACUGGGCAGGCAGGACACUGUCUUCUUUCUGCUUGAAGAAAGUCUGACACAUUUUUCUCUAUUUCUUAAAAAAGCAGGGGAGAUGGGAGGGAUAGAGGAAAAGAGAAUAGCUCAAAAUUUGCAACCACAGAAACCACUCAAACCAGUUUUAAUUUAUUUUUAAAUGCUUGCUUGCAAAGAUUUCCCUUCCCAGUGUAGUGGUGGAGAGUAAUUUCUCCCCACGCAGCUUUGCCUGGGUCACUGGAAAGCUCCUCAGGGAUUCACCAGUGGUCAGAGCUCUUAAAACCUGCCUGAUUAGCACUGGGAGACCUCAGGUGGCCUGCAGGCUUGUUGCUGUUGCCUUGUAGAGCAGAACGGGACUGUGUUUCCUUCUAGGGAUUUCAAAAUCUGCCUCUAAGAACCAGGGUGCUCUAUUGUUUCUAUUUUUGCCUUAAAAACACAUCUGUCCCAGAGGCGGACACCUGGGGCAGGAAGAGCUGCCAGGUGCAUGGCCCUCAGAGUUGAGUAAAUAUCCUUUAGCUAAUUUUGAAAUGUAGGUGCUAUAUUUCAGGAUUUUUGUUUUCUUUUGUUUUGUUGUUGUUUUGAGAAAAUGGAUAAGUAAAGGAGUAGGUGUAAGGAAAGAUGAAGCUUUUGGAGGACUUAACAAGGUAUCUGGAACUUGUGCUUUUUAAAGACAUCUGGUAUUAUUUAGGUUUCAGUUGAAAUAUUGAUGCUUAACACCCAAGGAGACAAAGGUUGUAAUCCACUGAGCGCAGGACCCUGUAUGGGAACCAAUUAUGCCACUAUUCAGAUGAUUUUAAAGAGUUAGCUGGAUGGGUUACU